AUGAAGGCCUUCCCGCUCGCUUUUUGCAUUGCCACCUGCGCCACGGCUUUGCCGCCGCUGCGCGCGCGACGCAAGGUCGAAACUGCGCGGCGCGCCGCCGGAGUCGCCGGCGGCGGCGCCGCACCGGCGCCGCUGCGGGGCUACGCGUCGCUCGCCGUCGCCGGCGGCGCCGCGCCGGCGCCGCUGCGCGGCUACGCGUCGCUCGCCGGCGGCAUGCUCGUGCACCUCGUCCUGGGCACGCUCUACUGCUGGGGCAACUUCGUCAGCUACGUGCCGCCGGCGAUGCGGCGCCUCGACGGCGCCGCCGCGGCGCCCGGGUCGCCCGGCGACGCGCUCAUCGCGUUCCCGCUGACGAUUUUAGUGCAGUGCGGCACCAUGCCCUUCGGCGCCCGCGCCGUCGAGCGCUUCGGCCCGCGCGCGGCGACGCUCGGCGGCGGCGGCCUCGUGGCGCUCGGCGUCUUCCUCGCGUCGUUUGCGACGACGCUCCGCGCGUUCCUCGCGUGCUACAGCGGCCUCGUCGGCGCGGGCAUCGCCCUGGCCUACACGGCGCCCCUCGUCGCGGGCUGGUCCUGGUUCCCGGACGCGCGGGGCUUCGUCAACGGCGCCGUGCUCAUGGGCUUCGGCGCCGGCGGCUUCUUCUUCAAUCUGUUGGGGACGCGGCUCGCGAACCCCGGCGGCGUCCCGGCCUCCGGCGGCGCCUUCCCGGACGAGGUCUACGCGAACUUCCCCGUCAUGCUGCGGAAGCUCGCCCUGGUCUACGGCGCCGUCGUCGCCGUCGGCGGGUCGCUCGUCGCGCCGCGGCCCGCGGCGGCGGCCGCGGCGGCGGCCGCGGACCGGACGCCCGCGCGGGCCAUCGUGCUGAGCCGCAACUUCGGCGUGCUCUACGCGGCGACCGUGCUCUGCGCGUCCGCGGGGCUCACGUCCGCGUCGGUCUACAAGGUCUUCGCGACGACCGCGGGGCACGGCGACGGCUUCCUGUCCGGCGUCGGCGCGGUCGGCGCGCUCUGCAACGGCCUCGGCCGCCUCGCCUGGGGCGCCCUCGUCGACGCCCGCGGCUUCCGGGGGCCCUUCCUCGCCAUGCUCCUGGCCCAGGCCGCCGUCACGGCCGCCGCGCCCGCGGCCGCGGCCGCGGGGCCCCGGGCCUUCCUCGCGACGGUCGCCGCGGCCUUCUUCUGCCUCGGCGGCAUCUUCUCCAUGGUCCCCUCGGCCGUGGGGCUCCUCUUCGGCCGGGGCGACGCCGCGCGGGCCUACGCGCUCCUCUUCAACGCCACGCGGAUCGCCAUGGGCAACUACUUGAGCCGGAGGAGCGCCGAGGAGCGGCUCGAGGCCCGGGUCGCCUACCUCGAGGCGGAGAACGCGUCGCUGCGGCGCGCCGCGUCGCGCGGCGACCUCCGCGCGCCGCACCACCGGCCGCGGCUCCCGAGCUGGGACUGGGAGUUCCGCAUCCCCAGCGACGUGCUCAUCCUGUGCCUGUCGCGCGUGCCCUUCGACGACCUGGGCAGCGUGCGCGCCUGCUGCGGCCGCUGGCACCGCAUCGCGCGCGAGGCGUCGUUCGCGCUCGAGCGGCGGCAGACAGGGCAGGACAAGGGUGAUUCAACGCGGCGGAGCGGCUUCGCGGAGAGCCGCCUCGUCGUGGGCUUCAACGUGGCGAACUGCGGCGAGAACUGCGGCGACGCCUGCGACGCGCCACCGCCGGACCGCUGGUGGGCCCUGACGCUCGCGCGGGGCGGCGCGGGAGAGGUAAUCCGCGCGGAGCCGCUGCCGCCGGCGCCGCGGCGCGCGCGCGCGGCGUCGCACGCCUUGGUCGCGGACCCGCCCGUGCCCGGCGUCGCGCUCUUCGGCGGCGAGGGCGCCGUCGGCGAGGCGAACGUGCCCCUGCGCCUCGACGUCGCGCGGCGGCGGUGGACCGCGCUCGCGGAGACGGCCGUCGACCACCUCGCGUACCGCGCGGCCGGGUCCGUCGGCGGGCGGCUCUACCUCUGCGGGGGCCUCUUCUUCGGCGGCGACGCGUCGCCGCGCUUCGAGGCCGGCGUCCAGGUCCUGGAGGGCGCCGGGCCGGCCCUGGGAGCGCCGGGCGCGUGGGCCGAGCUCGCGCCGAUGCCGAGCCCCGCGUCCGGGGGCCACACGGCGGCGCUCGGCGGCCUGCUCUACGUCUUCGGCGGCUACGAGCGCCUCGGGUCGCCCAUGGGCGCCAUGCUCGCGUUCGACCCGGCGGCGGGGACCUGGGCGCGGCUCCCGCGCGUGCCCGCGUCGUGCGUCGCGACCGCCGCGGCCUUCGGCGGCGAGCUCCACGUGCUCGCGGGCGACGACGACGAGGACCCGGACGAGGAGGACAACAAGGCGACGCACCACUUCAUCUACGACCCGGGCGCGGCCGCGUGGCGCCAGGGCGACGCGCUCCCGCGCGACCUCACGCCGCGGCGCAACAACAACGGCCUCCACUCGCCCGCGGUGCUCGUCGCCCUCGACGACCGCCUCGCGCUGAUCACCUUCCAGCUCCCGGCGCGCGACUACCGGAGCCUCGGCCUCCACACGUGGACGCGGCGCGCCGCGUGGGCCCGCGCGGACGCGACGGCCUUCACAUCCGCGCUCGACGACGCCAUGCCGCGCCGCGAGACGCCGACCAUGGAGCACUGGAGCAGCGACCUCGGCCGGGGCCGCCUCUUCUCCGCGUCGGCGUGCUACCUCGGCUAA
Aureococcus anophagefferens is the source of this 2694-nucleotide messenger RNA. RefSeq lists its product as hypothetical. Gene Ontology annotation, molecular function: transmembrane transporter activity; protein binding. Gene Ontology annotation, biological process: transmembrane transport. The transcript has 3 exons. Bases 1 to 2694 code for a protein of 897 amino acids. The record is from RefSeq and is a predicted model, not a curated record. NCBI's taxonomy places the organism in Eukaryota, Pelagophyceae, Pelagomonadales, Pelagomonadaceae.